Maylandia zebra (zebra mbuna) is the source of this 597-nucleotide messenger RNA. The record is from RefSeq and is a predicted model, not a curated record. Lineage: Eukaryota; Metazoa; Chordata; Actinopteri; Cichliformes; Cichlidae.
AUGGCGUGCCCCUUCCUUGAAGAGCCAGUAGAUGUUGAAGCCCAAAUUCUCCGCAGAGCUCUCCGCCGGGAGAGAGUGAUUAGAGCGCGUUUGGACAUUUUAUCAUUUCCUGAUGAUUUCCUGUGUGAACGUUACCGUUUUUCAGCACAAUCUAUAAUUUAUUUGAAGAACAUCCUCAGGCCUAAUAUUGCUCAUGUGACACAUCGCGGACAUCCUCUCAGUUCUGUACAUAUUAUUUGUAUUGCACUUCGGUUUUUUGCAAACGGGAGCUUUCUGUAUAAUAUUGGUGAUGCUGAGCACGUUUCCAAGGCUACCGUCUGUCGGGCAGUCAGGAAUGUUACAGUUGCACUGAAACGUCUCCUGUACUCGUUUGUGUUCCCCGGUCAUAGACCCACAAGAUUUAUCAAAGAGGGAUGCCACAAAAUUGCAGGGUUCCCAGGCGUGAUUGGCUGUAUAGAUGGCACUCACAUUCCAAUCAUUGCUCCUUCAGUAAAUGAAGGAGACUAUGUGAACAGGAAGUCUUUCCACAGCAUUAAUGUACAGAUCAUAUGUGAUGCUGCCAACAUUAUCACAAAUGUGGAAGCCAAGUGGCCAGGC